Emiliania huxleyi CCMP1516 is the source of this 1524-nucleotide messenger RNA. RefSeq lists its product as hypothetical. The record is from RefSeq and is a predicted model, not a curated record. The coding region runs from base 1 to 1458 and encodes 485 amino acids. The transcript has 3 exons. Gene Ontology annotation, molecular function: ATP binding; protein kinase activity. Gene Ontology annotation, biological process: protein phosphorylation. Lineage: Eukaryota; Haptophyta; Isochrysidales; Noelaerhabdaceae.
AUGCCUCCGAUCUCUCUCGAGACCCCCGACACGUCCACCGCCAUCGCGGGCGUCGAGACACCGGACGACCUCCUCGCCCGCCUGGCUUCGGAGCUGUUCGACCCGCUAGCGCCCGCAAGCUGUGUCGCGCUCGGGUCGACCUGCCGUGGCAUCCGUAGCGCGCUGACGAGCGUGCUGGAGGAACUCCGGCAGUCUCGAAGGAGCGCGGAGCAGCUGACUCGCCGGCUCGCACCGCAGACGGGCCUCUUCCCGACAAAGUGCUGGAGGCUGCAACUCAUGCAAGAGCUCAACCUCAACCACUUGCGCGUCGCCGAGAUGGCCGACUUUGGCGAGCUGAUUUCCAGGAUGCACAGCUCAACGGGUGGUGACUCGCCUGACUCGGUGACCGAGCUCGCGCGGCUCGCCGGGCUCGGCGACGAGCUGCCGAAGGCGGAGGCGGCGGCGGGCUGGGAGGCGGCGGCAAGAGACCCGCUCGGUGAGCCGGUCUCCUUCUCCGAACUGCAGCCGCUCUCGAAGUUGGGAGCAGGCGAGUUUUGCACUGUGCACUCGGCCUCGUUCCGGGGCUGCAUGGUCGCUUUGAAGCGGCUCCGGAGAGAUCUACCUUCCUGCCGAGAGUCGAUAGGGCUGGCAGAUCUUCAACGAGAAAUCGCCAUCCUCUCGCGGCUCGAGCACCCGAACAUCAUUCGCAUGGUCGCGCACGGCACCGGGAAGGAUGGGGCGCCCUUUUGCUGCCUCGAGAUGUUUUCGCAGCCGCUGAGUGCGCUCCUGCCCACCUCGACGGGCGUGCUUGCGCACAAGUGGGAGGCGCGCCAGUGGCCUCUCGCCCGCGGGCUCUCGGUCGGGCUGCAGCUCGCGAGGGCGCUGCGGCAUUGCCACGACGAGUUCCUGCCCGGAUACAGGCUCUUCCAUCGCGACAUCAAGCCAAACAACGUCGGCGUUUUCGCCGACGGGCGCGUGGUGCUCGCCGACUUCGGGCUGCUCGCGCUGUGGGAGAAGGACGCGGCCGACGACGACGCCGCCCGGCAGCUCACCGGCAUGACGGGCUCGCUCCGGUACAUGGCGCCCGAGGUCGCCCUCUCGCAGCCGUACAACCACAAGGCGGAGGUCUUCUCCUUCACCUCGCUGCUGUACCACAUGCUCUCGCGCCGCAAGCCCUUCGAGUUCAUGACGCCCUCGGUCUUCCUGCGCGAGGUGUGCUGCGGAGGCAACCGGCCUCCACUCGGCAAGGCGUGGCCCUUCCAGCUGCACGCCCUCGUGAAGGCGGGCUGGUCCUCCACCGCGUCGCACCGGCCAGAGUUCGCGGAGGUCGUGCGCGUCCUCGAGGAGACGGCGAGGGAGGUGUCCGCGGCGGGCGGGCAUGCCUUCCUGGGCGGGCGGACGCCCGACGCCGGCCGUCGCCUUCUUCUUGAUCCGCCGCGGAUGAGUCGGAUUCAGAGCGCUCGUAGCUUCGCGCAGUAGCGCGGACGCCGUCGUUGGGUUCCGAGAGUUUUUCUGAUGUAAAUGUCGCAUGUGCAUAAUGUGCAA